UGGGGGAGGUGCGCUCCGAGUCGGCUAGCCGGCCGAGGUCUUAUUGCUGCGCUCGGAAGCCCCCGCGCCCGGAAGCCCCCACGCUCGGUCCCGAGAUGUCUGCCAGCAAGCGGGUGGCGAAGGAGCUGGAGAGUCUCCAGGCAAAGCUUCCCCGGUACCUACGGAACCUGUUCAGCCAUGAUGCCGAUGUCCUGGUGUGGCACGCCCUCCUGCUACCUGAGAAGCCACCCUACAACCUCAAGGCUUUCCACCUGCGCAUCAACUUCCCUGAGGACUAUCCGUUCAAGCCUCCUACAGUGACAUUCACCACCAGGAUCUACCACCCCAACGUGGGCCACAAUGGAGAGGUUUGCCUGCCCAUCACCAGCAAGGAGAACUGGAGUCCUUACACCAAGACCUGCCAAGGAGCUUCACACACCACCUUCAUCCAGUCCCCCAGCAGCCCCAUACGGAGUGCUCGCAUUGCCCGUUGCAUAGAUGAGCACAGUGAGGCCUGUGUCUUGGAGGCCCUCAACGUGCUGGUGAACAGACCAGACCUGGGGCAGCCGGUCCGGUUGGAGCUCGCAGACCUACUGAAGCAAGAUCCGGAGCUGUUCCACAGGGAGGCCAGGGAGUUCACCCUCAAGUAUGGAGUCGACCGGCCCUCCUAACUGGUUCUGACCCCUGUCUUUGCCGGAUCCUCUCUGUGUGACGGGCGGACAUUUCGUGGAAGCUGUGGGGGGCCGGGGGGGGGUGCGGCUGGAGCCUCCUCUCAUUUGUUCCAUGUUUUCCUUCUUAAGUAGCUAGUCAUUAGCCUGUGUGUGUGUGGGGGGGGGGGGGCAUGGACCCAUUCCCACGUUCACCUGGCCACAGUGUGCUUUUCCUGCUCUUUCUCUGCCCCAGAGGCAGACGAGUUCACGUUUGUGCAAUUACAGGCCAGCUCUCCAGGGCUCCGUGGUCUCACAGACACAGGUCGCCUUCAGGCCAGCUGGCAGGAAAUGAGCCCAGGAGCCGCCUCGCAUCCCCCUAGGGCCCAGGCAGAGGGGCAGAGGGGACGUGAGGAGUAUGGAGGGGGGGCCGGGCACUUGGAGAGAAUCGUAUUUACACUUGAGUGAUUUGUUUAUUGAGUAUUUGAAGUCAGCCAGACUGCUAAUAGGUACUUCAUGUCUAGAUUUAUGCGCGAAACCUUUCCUUUUCCCCUGAUGAAUCAUGAAGUGAAGAAUCUAAUCUCUAUCCAGAAA
Molecule: messenger RNA, 1220 nt
Organism: Lynx canadensis (Canada lynx)
Lineage: Eukaryota; Metazoa; Chordata; Mammalia; Carnivora; Felidae
Gene: UBE2L6
Product: ubiquitin conjugating enzyme E2 L6
Exons: 5
Coding region: 96-650 (184 amino acids)
Source: RefSeq, a predicted model, not a curated record